GACAAAAAACAAAUAUUCUUCGUAAUAAUCGUAAUCAGUCCGAUUAGUCAUAGGAGUUCGCGGGACGAGUAUGUCCUUAUCGUAGUACCUACCUUGCGUGUGCGGCGCGGCACUGCGCAGAGCUAGUUGUGGUGAUUCCUUCGUUCAGAACGCGUGUACACUGUUCAAACAAAAUGGGGUGCGGUGAAUUCCUAGUUAAAUAUAUCCUCUUCAUCGCCAACUUGGUCUUUGCUUUGGCAGGCCUGGGGCUCCUUGGUAUUGGUAUUGCAGUUCAGCUGCAGAUCUCUGCUAUCACGAACUUAAUAACAGACAGCAGCUUCCAAGUGGCGCCGAUCAGUUCUAUGGUGGUUGGAGGGAUUGUCUUCGUCGUCGCCUUCUUCGGAUGCUGUGGAGCUAUCAGGGAGAGCAACUGCAUGCUCGUCACUUAUUCAAUCUUUAUGCUGGUGUUGAUGGUCCUCAAACUCACGCUGGCCGUGCUUAUCUUCGUGAAGUUGGACGACGUGGUGCAAGAAAUCCCGCGGUGGUUGAACGAGGUUUUCAACAGGGAUCCCAUCGGAUUCCAUGAAAUCGAGAGGACGUUCCAAUGCUGUGGUCCCGCGGGUCCCGUCUCCUAUCUCAACCUGAAGCUGCCGGACACCUGCUGUGCGUCUCCCUGCAACAUUGUCAGCAGCGACAACUUCUCCGGCUGCAACGGCAUCUUGCAAGACUUCUUCAACACAUUCGGUCUGGUCAUCGGAGUGGUGGCGAUCGUGGUUGUCGCCAUUGAGGUAAUCUAUACAGCGUGUUAGAGGUUCCUCACGUAG
Molecule: messenger RNA, 803 nt
Organism: Manduca sexta (tobacco hornworm)
Lineage: Eukaryota; Metazoa; Arthropoda; Insecta; Lepidoptera; Sphingidae
Product: CD63 antigen-like
Cellular component (GO): membrane
Source: RefSeq, a predicted model, not a curated record